This is a messenger RNA of Varanus komodoensis (Komodo dragon), 4005 nucleotides long. It is a transcript of the gene ASB2, whose product is annotated as ankyrin repeat and SOCS box containing 2. NCBI's taxonomy places the organism in Eukaryota, Metazoa, Chordata, Lepidosauria, Squamata, Varanidae. The transcript has 10 exons. Bases 663 to 2570 code for a protein of 635 amino acids. Gene Ontology annotation, molecular function: protein binding. Gene Ontology annotation, biological process: intracellular signal transduction. The record is from RefSeq and is a predicted model, not a curated record.
AUAAAAAGGUCUUAACCUGGCGCCGAAAAACAUAUAAUGACAGUGCCAGGCAGACCUCUCUGGGGAGCGCAUUCCAUAGUUGUGGUAGCUAUGUGUGUGGAGGCUUCCCAUGUCCUGCCCCCACCAAAACCCCCACAAUUGCGGGUUUGGCAGCGUGCCAGGGUGCACCCUCUGUACUCAAGGAGGUGCAAGUUGCUCUUACUGGGGCAUGCAUGUGCUUAACAGGGAACAGGAUUGCAACCUUUGCAUCGGCAAAAGUCGAGUCAUGGGGGAAAUACUAUUAAAGAAAGACCUGUAAAACCAUGAGGCUUCUAGCAUAUAAUCCACUUGCUUCAAGGUCAACUUCCAGAUAAGCUCUGAUGGAAAAGAGGCAGCAUAUAAAUGGAAACUUGGAGCAGUGGUGCAUUCAGGGCAGGACUUUGGAUUAGAUAUCCAGAACCCUUCCCAGGAGAGUGAGCAAGAGGGCUGGUUUAUUGCAGUUUGAAGGAACCAACGUAUUGGACUAUUUUACCCAAAGAAACCUCCUGCUUUUCCCAUAAAAUAAUUAAGGACAGACGGUUAAAUUAUCAUCCGGUACUUACUGUUACAAACAGGGAUCUGCAUUUCUGCUCCUGCAAGGUUUUCUUUCUUUCUAAACCAUCACUUCUAACCUAACCCGGAAGAUGACAACGCAGGUCACAGUGGCGAGAAAUUCGCAAACAGGAACCAUAGGGCAUGAAGACUACAGUCUGUAUAGCAGCAUGAGUGAAGAAGAGCUCGUUCAGCUGGCCAUCGAGCAGAGCCUGUCAGAAGAUCCCGCAGAACAAAUAGCCACACAGAAGACAGUCACAGCAGCCCCCACUGACCCUUACUGUCAAAAUUUUUACCUUUACCCUUGGCAAAGGCGUGCUGCACAGUCUGGAAGCCAAAGCCAACCUUCCAGUUCAGGGGUCAGACGGAGGUACGACGGCAGCUUGUUCAGUCCGCCCCAGCCUGAAGUACUGGAUCCUGUGCUGUCGGCAAUCAAGGAAGGAGAUGAAGAGGCACUGCAUAAGAUGAUGCAGUCUGGAAAAAACCUUGCACAGCCAAACAAAGAUGGAUGGUUGCCCCUCCAUGAUGCUGCUUACUAUGGAAAAGAGAGCUGUGUGAAGCUGCUGCAGAAAUCUUAUCCUGGGACAAUUGAUCAACGUACACUCCAGGAGGAAACGGCACUCUACUUAGCAACAAACAGAGGAAAUAUUGAUUGUAUGCGUUCAUUGCUACAGGCUGGAGCAGAACCUGAUAUUUCAAACAAAGUUCGGGAGACCCCCCUUUAUAAAGCCUGCGAACGCAAAAAUGCCGAAGCUGUGCAGCUGUUGUUGCUGUACAAUGCUGACACAAACCAUCGCUGCAAUCGGGGAUGGACCGCUCUCCACGAAGCUGUUGCUCGAAAUGAUUUGGAAAUAAUAGAUCUUUUGGUCAAAGGGGGUGCCAAAGUUGAAGCUACCAACUGUUAUGGAAUUACCUCCUUGUUUGUGGCGGCUGAGAGUGGCCUCUUAGAAGCCUUACGAUAUCUUGCCAAGUGUGGUGCUGAUAUCAAUACUCAAGCCAGUGACAAAGCAACUGCUCUCUACGAAGCUGCUAAAAACGGACAUGAUAACGUUGUAGAGUUUCUCUUAUCCCAAGGUGCUGAUGCUAACAAAACCAAUAAAGAUGGCUUCUUGCCUAUUCACGUGGCCUCCAAAAAAGGCUAUUAUGAGAUUGUUAAAAUGCUGCUCCCAGUAACUAGCCGCACUCGAAUCAAGCGAAGUGGCAUCAGUCCUCUACAUUUGGCUGCUGAAUGCAACCGCGAUGAUGUCUUGGAAGAGCUGAUUGAAGCUGGCUUUGAUGUGAAUGCCAUUCUUUCUCCUGAACGUGCUCGGCUCUAUGAGGACAGGCGCACCAGUGUCCUAUAUUUUGCAGUUUUUAACAACAAUGUCUAUGCUACUGAGCUGCUGCUUGAGGCCGGGGCCAACCCCAAUGUUGACCUCAUCAACCCUCUGCUUAUUUCUAUCCGCCAUGGCUGCUUGAAGACAAUGAAGCUUCUUCUUGAUCAUGGAGCCAAUAUUGAUACCUACAUUGCCUCCCACCCAACUACUUUCCCUGCUACCAUCAUGUUCUCAAUGAAGUAUCUUACUCUGCUGAAAUUUCUGAUGGAUCUGGGCUGUGAUGCCAAAUCUUGUUUUAAGUGUCGGUAUGGAAGUGGCCCACAUCCUCCCAUUGACACCAGGAGGGACAGACAUUAUGAACCCCAGGUGCAUCAAGAGCAAAGCACUGUACAGUUUUGUGAAAUGGUUUCAGCUCCAGAGAUGAAUCGCUGGGCAGGGCCUAUUAUUGACGUUCUUUUGGAUUAUGUGGGUAAUGUACAACUUUGUUCCCGGCUAAAGGAGCAUAUUGACAGUUAUGAAGGUUGGUCUAACAUCAAAAUCAAAGCAGAACCACCAAGGCCACUUGCCCACCUCUGCCGGAUCAAAGUUCGCAGUGUGAUUGGGAAGAAUCGAAUUGCACUCAUUGAUACCUUGCCUCUGCCUGGGAGGUUGAUUCGCUAUUUACAAUAUGAUUAUACCCAGUGACCUUAGGUGAACCUGGCAUUCAAACAUUUCAUGGAGAGACAGCCAUAUUCAUGAUAGAACACAGUCACAUGAUGAGAGGGAAACUGAUAUGGAAGAAAAUACUUGCUUUACUCUGUAAGAAGACAGCCAUCUGAGUAGGAUGGUGUAAAUUGGUGUCCUGCAACAGCAGGGGGUUGGAACCAAUGUCCUUCAUGGCUCCUUCCAAAUCUACUAUUUUAUGAUUCUAUGAAGAAGAAAGGCUGCCUUUAAAUCAGCAUCACUGAAUGAGCUAAUCAAUAUUAUUUAUGUUAUAGGAAUGAUGUAUGGAAAUCAGGGUCAAUUAUCUAGACAGCAAAUGAGGGCAGAAGUAUUACACUACUUUCCAGAUACAUACAACAGUUUUGAAUUGCUAAGCACCUCAGUAUGACUACUUACUUGAGGAAGAAAAAGAGAAAUAGCAGUCAGGGCAGUCUUAAAAUACUGAUUCACUCAGACGGAUAUGUGUGAAACAGGUGAUCACACAAUAACGUUUGUAGUGGCAAUCACAAGAAAUGCUGCCAACUAUAUUCAUGAUCUGCUGGUUCACACAUUCUGUGUGUUUUCACAACUUGCUACAUACACAGAGACAAGCAGGAUUACUCAGGUUGAGAACAGAUUUAUUUUCUGAAUGGACCUAUAGGCAAAGGCAUCUUGAUCUGAUUGUAAGGAUCUUUUAAAAAAGCAACAACUCAACAAUAGUUACAUUUCAUCUUGUUUCAUUUCAUCAUUUGGGUUUUAUUUCAGCUGCUAAUUCUGUAUCAUUGGACACCACCUCAUUCAUAUAUUUUUUUUCCUUUUAAUUUAGUGGGUCCUUCUAAGUCUAACAAUAAUAAAAACCUUACGCCUUUAAUAGCAAUCUUAGUUCAUUCAUUAUAAAUCGUUUUGUACAUCUUAGCUCAUGUGAAGAGCUCAUAACUUAAAUAAAAAUUAAACUUACCAAGUAAGAAUUGAAGGAUGCAGAAAAUAUGCAUGUAUAUUAUAUUAAGUAGGCAUAAGAUGCAAGUAGAAUUUUAUUUCCAUCUGUUUUAAUACAUUACCCUUCAGUUCUGAUGUCAAGGAAGCCAGUGUUAAGUCUUCUUUGUAGCAGUAAUGAAGAAAAGUGUAGAUUCAGGUCUAGCUGCUGUUGCUGAAAAGCAAUGUCAACAGUUUGCACAACUCCAAUUAGAUGUUGGAUCAAUUCUAGAUAGGGUACUUUUGUUUAACUGUCAUUGUGAACUGAAAAUGCUGAUGUAUAGCGAUAUGAUGGCUAAACAGCCACCCAAACUGAAUAUGUUUAACAGUGAACAAGCUAUGGCUUAUAUGUAAUAACUAGUAGCUAACAGCAGUAAAUAACUGCUUCACAGUAAAACCAUGGUUUGGCUGGAGUGCAUUUAAAUGAGUCAACUAGGUGACAUCAAGUCAUUAGAGGGUAAAUUCA